AUGGAGAAUGAGCGUGCAAUAUUGUUAUAAUAUUGCACGUUGUCAAGACAACAUGACGGCACACUUCGGAGCUCAAACAAAGAUCCAAUGACAAAACUUUUCUGCUGCGCAUGCGCACAAUCAUUUCUUUGUUGGCCGGGAGAGAGAAGAUGGGGUUAAAUCAGUGUUCGGAUUAAGCACUAAAUAAAUAAACUAGUGCUGUCAAGCGAUUAAAAUAUUUAAUCGCGAUUAAUGUCGCGACUGUCAUAGUUAACUCGCGAUUAAUCGCAAUUUAAUCGCACAUUUUUGUCACAUGAAAAACCAUUGUAAUUCUCUUAUUAGCAUAAAAAAGUGAAUGGGCUUGCUUUGUACCAAUGUUUUUUGUUUGUUUUUUUAUUGCAGAGCAUAACACGUCUUGUCACAGCCACUGACAUCCAUAACUUCCAUAUUAGAUGAGAAAACCAAGGGAUGAAAAAUAAAGUGCAUAUCACUGUGAAAAUUAAAAAAUGUUUUAUUUUACUCUUCAUUAGUUUCUUUUGAAGAGAAGUAUUUGCCAUAAAAGAAGAAAAAAACAGAUAACAAAAAUAACAUUCAUCAUACGUUCAAAAACGUUCAUCAUAGUGUGGCACUGUAUUAUCUAAUUCUCACUGCUUAUAACUCUACACCUACCCGGUGGAGAUGAGCUGGGAGACUGAAGGAACAGUAUUGAAAAGUAUUUUUCCAGUCUCACCUGUGAAAGGUAAUCCCAUAUGAUCUCGUUUGGACGGUAAACCGGUUGGUACAGUUAAACGCAGCACAUGAAUGAGGCAUCUUUAUUCUCGGCUACUGUCUAGACGCUAUACCAGAGACGGCUGAAGAAUCUCCACUUUGCCCCAUCCAAUAUGGCGGCGAGGAUGUUUAUAUGUCUAUGCCUUUCUCCAUCACUCACACGUACUCUUAUUGAAGCAGUGCGCGACAAGCCUCAACAGGAACUACGGGUGACUCGCAGGGCCAAAUUAGAAUUUGCGUUAACGGCACUAUUUUUUUUGAUCGCGUUAACACGUUAUUAUCGCGUUAACUUUGACAGUACUAAAAUAAACUGAAACUAAAGAUGCGCUGAACACCCGUAAGGCUACCAAAACUUCAUUAGAUAUUCUUCACGUGUAUUUACAAGAGAAAAACAUACCAAUGGACAUAAAAAAAAAACCUGGACAAGAGACACGUCGGAGAUGUAAAACUUCCUCGCUAGCGAGUGACUGUGACAGUUUGUACACGAACAUGGCUGCGAGGUUUGCUUCGUUAAAAGCGGAAGAUUUAAAGUAAAAGACACGCUGAACUCCUGAAAGGCUACCAAAACUUCACUUGAUAUUCUUCAUGCAUAUUUGCGAAAGAAAAACAGACCAACGGACAUUGAAAAACUGGAAAAGAGAGCAAUAGCGGAAAUAUUGUCAAAGUUCUACUUGGAGGUGAGGAAAAGUGACGGAGACUUUUACAAGAGGACUUCACUCGUGGACUUCACUCAGCAAAGCCCUUUUGUUUUGAGCAACUGCAAUGUAACGAUUAACUACAACCAAAAGUAACUUUGAACUUGAACUGAUAACCUGUAUAUAGCUUGUAUAGAAGUUGGGUUGUUGUUCAGGCUUUUUGGACUUGUACCAUUUUUAUUGUUAGAACUUCUGACUUUGUACAUCUACACUGGAUUGACAGAACACUGAAUUACAUUCGAUCAGAAUCAGCAUUCAGUAUUGGACAUCAUGUACUCUUCUUCGCCUCUGUUCCUCAUCCUGUUGUUUACCUUUGAACUGUCAGUGCUGACCGUGCAGGCUGGACCUUGCCAGAGCUGCCGCAAACUCACCGAGAACUUCAUCAAGGGCCUGGAGCGAACAGCCAAUAAAAACUUUGGUGGUGGGAACACGGCUUGGGAAGAGGAGAAGCUGGCAAAAUAUGCUCGCAGCGAAACCCGCCUGCUGGAGAUCGUAGAGACAGCAUGUGAGAAAACUGACUUUGAAUGCAACAAACUGUUGGAACAGAUCGAGGACCAGGUUGAGACAUGGUGGUUCCACAGACAACAGGAAGCACCUGACUUGUUCGAGUGGUUGUGUAUCGAAGAGCUCCGACUUUGCUGCCCAGCAGGUCGCUUCGGACCAGAAUGUGCUGAAUGCCCUUCAGGUCCUGGUGGCGUGUGUGGAGGUCUUGGGCGGUGUGAAGGAGAGGGAACGCGCCUGGGAGACGGAGAGUGUGUGUGUGACCCUGGCUAUUCGGGCCCUCUGUGUCAGGACUGUGCAGAUGGAUAUUACAGAGAAAAGAGCUCCAAUCACUCGCGUCCGCCCUGCUCAGCUUGCUAUCACUCCUGUAAAAAGUGCUCUGGUCCACAAGACUACAAGUGUCUAGACUGCAAGCCGGGCUGGAUCCUUCAUGACAACAAGUGUGUGGAUGUGGAUGAGUGCGGCACUGAGUUGGCUCGCUGCUCGUCCAACACUUACUGUUUCAACACCGAUGGCUCGUACGAAUGCAGAGGUUGUGACCAGGCAUGUGUAGGAUGCAUGGGCAGUGGUCCCGCUCGCUGUAGGAAAUGCGCUCGAGGUUACAGACUGAUUGGAGCCAAGUGUCUCGACGUGGAUGAGUGUAAGGAGAAAGCAAUAGCAUGUCCAGGACUGAACGAAGCUUGUAUUAAUGAAGAGGGUUCAUUCCGGUGCGAGUGCGCAGAGGGCUUCAUACGUAGAGACAGCAUCUGUGUGGAGAACCUACCACUUUCCGAUCCAGAUAAAGGCUUAUUUGACGACAUGACAGAUGAUGAGGUGCUUGUCCUUCAGCAGAUGUUUUUCGGCGUGGUGAUCUGUGCGCUAGCGACCCUAGCCGCUAAAGGAGACAUGGUCUUCACCGCUAUCUUUAUUGGGGGCGUGGCUGCCAUGACUGGCUACUGGCUCUCAGAAAAGGGCGACCGCAUGCUGGAUGGUAUUCUCAAAGGACGUUAACCAGUCAGAAUCUCAGGAACUGGAAAGCAAGGACAGAACAGUGAAUGGUACACAACGACCUAAACUUGAAGAAGUGGGAGGGGCUGGGAGGUUGAACAGUGACCAAUCAGGGGAGAGGAGGGUUGAUUAUAGCAAUGUUGCUGCGUCAAGGGCUGGGAAAUUUAACGUUCAGACUAUGCUAUGAUUUGUACUUCACUCUUUUAUACGCACAGUACGAGUCCUCUGCUGUAAGAGACUUUACAUGGAGAAGUUUUUACUCCUGUUCAGGAUUAAGAUUUUAGAAAGGGACUGCACUAAAGCUUGGCACGGAAGAGAAUAUAUUUACCGCGUGCGUGUCUCAGAAGAAAGGACAGCCGUAUAUCAUAAAGCUGAAUCGUUCUCCUGUUUUGGUUUUGGCCUCGUACUUUAAGCAGCCUGCUCCUUUGACACUUUUUUUGUUUUGAGCAGUUUAGAUUAUGGAUGGAACGAUGGGGGGAGACAAAUUUUAAGCUCUCUGAUUAUAUUUAAGCAUUAUGAGCAAAAACCUGUGAAAUAUCAUUAUGAACUGUCCAUUUGUAUCUAAAAAAAAUGAAUAACAAUUAUGGAUAUUUCAGUUUCUUUUCAUGAUGUAGGAUUAUACCUGGAUACCAUCCCAUCCCUCAUUUAGACAAAGCAGAAAGAUGGGAAGAAAUCUUCUUUUGAGGAAGAUAAUACAAAUUAUUCUGUCCACAUUCACUGGAUAUCAGCAAUCGCACGCUCUGAUUGGCUACUCUACUACUAGGCUAUCAGCUCAUAUACCGUGAGUCAAGAAAAACAAAAUGGCAGCGCGUGUUGCUGAACCAACCGAAGACGAAAUAAAAAGUACUUGAAAACAAAACCCCCAAAAUAAAAAAAAGGCAACAAAAUAUGUAAAGAAAGUAUUUGAUGAUAAGAACGUAUCUUUUUUUUUUUUCCCCCUCAAGAAUUAUUUUAGCAUUUUUCACAAAUUGCUACAGUCAUUUCAUCGGUUUGCUUACAUUCUUCAUAGUGCUGUCAAGCGAUUAAAAUAUUUAAUCGCGAUUAAUGUCGCGACUAUCAUAGUUAACUCGCGAUUAAUCGCAAUUUAAUCGCACAUUUUUGUCACAUGAAAAACCAUUGUAAUUCUCUUAUCAGCAUAAAAAAGUGAAUGGGCUUGCUUUGUACCAAUGUUUUUUUUUUUUAUUGCAAAGCAUAACACGUCUUGACACAGGCACUGCAAAGUGAAACCUAAGCUGAGCACCGUGGCUCUUCAUCCUGAUGCGCGGGGCUAGCAAGAAAACCAUGAGUGAAGUGAUCUACUGCUUGAGUUAGUCUACAACUCUAAUCAGAGAGACAGGUUACACAGUGACGGUAGGCUUGACAUGCUUGAUUAUAAUAUAAAGUACACUAUUAUAUUAACUUUAAGUUGUUCAUUGAUAAAUAUUGCAUUGAAUCUGAUCUUUACUGUUUCAGCUCACUUAACACAUUUUGUACUUUUACACUUUCUGCCUGUUGAUGCGUCGCGCUGUCCAAUCAGAGGCGGCCAAAUUUGCAUAUUACAGGAAGGAUUUCUGGGAUAGCAUUGAGUUUACAGUUCAGAGGGAUCUGGCUUCUUUAGACGCUGUCUUCUUAAAACUGAAUAAAUAUUUAAAAAGAGCCAAAUGAGCCAGUCUUUUGAACGGCUCUUUUCAAAGAACGGAUCAUAAAGAUGCGGAUCCCAUCAAAGAGCCAUAAAUCCCAUCUCUACUAGAGCGCCCUGCCCGCGCUGGUUCUUUGGGGAGGAGGGCCGAGGACUCUGGGUGUGCGGGGCGUGGCAUUACAGUCUAGCUGCUAUCGUUUUUCUAAGCAAAGUCUCUGUUCCAAGUUCCUGGCAGUUUCAAAAGCUUAUGAAAAACCUACAUCAUGUCACAGAGCUUUAAUCUCGCGAUAAAAAAAUUAUCGCCGUUAAAAUUGAGUCAAGUUAACGCGUUAAUAACGCAACAUUUUUGACAGCACUAAGUCUUCAUCAUUAAAAUUUGUUCAGCUCUUUAAAAGCUCAAAGACGUUUGACAAUUACAGAACUGAAAUGUCAAAGGAAGAAUUAAAUAAACGUCUAAAUCUGUUCUCGACCUCGGCACGACAGCUCUACAAAAAACAACACUAAAGACAAUUCGUACAGCCAUCGAUAGGUUUUUAAGAAGUCCGCCUAAGCGGAAAUUAUUUUGUCGGACGUUCUGUAUAAAGUUUUAUUUAUCGAGUUUGCAAAAAUUAAAAAGAAAAAUGCUCUGUUUCUCAAAAUCCAGUGAAUGUAGAGAGAAUAAAACAAUUAUUCCACUCAAUCUCGUCGUACACGGCUUAUAGCCGACUCGGCGAUCAGCUUAUUAUUUACGACUCGAUUUUGUGGAAUAACUGUAUGAAGAUUUUUUUCUCCCCACUCCAUCCUAUACACAUUUUAAAAGAUGCAUGAACAAUUGACCAAGGAAGGAUAUUUAUACUGCGUGCUCUGAAAUGUCUUUAACUUACCUUAAUGCGAUUUAAUUUUUUUGUUGUUGAAUAAUUUCACUUUUUUUAAUUUAUCAAGCAGCAAG
This is a messenger RNA of Neoarius graeffei (lesser salmon catfish), 5476 nucleotides long. RefSeq names its product protein disulfide isomerase Creld1 (gene creld1b). The record is from RefSeq and is a predicted model, not a curated record. NCBI's taxonomy places the organism in Eukaryota, Metazoa, Chordata, Actinopteri, Siluriformes, Ariidae. Bases 1713 to 2933 code for a protein of 406 amino acids. The transcript has 11 exons. Gene Ontology annotation, molecular function: calcium ion binding.